AUGUCGAAGGCGGUCUCGGGAUGGGUCAAACAUCUCUGUAGCACGAUGAACGGUCAACUCGAGUUGUAGCCAACAGAGUAACUGAUAGAGGCACAUACCACGUGAGGAAGAUGAGCAAAAGUCGAGAUGCCGGAGAAACCCCACUAUGAUUGGAGCCAGUCAGUAUAUGUAUCGAUAACAACUAUCGCCUCGUGCUGUGCUUGGCACGUAAUCCUUCGGUCGGAACAGAUGCUCUUCACUCAAUUAACUUACGUCUGUUCCCCAUUUACGUUCCAGAUCGACAAGAAUCUCAUCUUGAGUGCGCUCAUCAGAGGCGGGGUUAGAGCUGUCGUCUGCAUGGGCCAGCGCUGCUUCGAAGAUGAAGGCAAGGCCAACCACUAGCGCUAGCCAUACAUGAGAGAGCUUUAGCCGUAUCAUGGUGAUAGAGGGGCAGCAGUCAGAUCGGGGGAUGAAAAAAAAAAAUCUUUCGCC
This is a messenger RNA of Xylona heveae TC161, 471 nucleotides long. RefSeq lists its product as hypothetical. The record is from RefSeq and is a predicted model, not a curated record. The coding region runs from base 127 to 381 and encodes 84 amino acids. The transcript has a single exon. Lineage: Eukaryota; Fungi; Ascomycota; Xylonomycetes; Xylonales; Xylonaceae.